Molecule: messenger RNA, 3114 nt
Organism: Phoenix dactylifera (date palm)
Lineage: Eukaryota; Viridiplantae; Streptophyta; Magnoliopsida; Arecales; Arecaceae
Product: putative lipoxygenase 5
Biological process (GO): lipid oxidation
Molecular function (GO): protein binding; oxidoreductase activity, acting on single donors with incorporation of molecular oxygen, incorporation of two atoms of oxygen; metal ion binding
Source: RefSeq, a predicted model, not a curated record
CCUUUUUCCCAUCAAAAUAUUAGAGCAAGAGCCUCGGCGACGGAGAAAGGAGGUGGAAGACGCAGCUCUUGGCUUGCCCAAACAUCCACAAACGCGAGAUUUGGGGAAGAAAAAGAAACAGCUAAUGGGGUCUUCCAUCGAAAGAUUGGGCAAUUCUUUGAUCCAAAAAUCGCCUCUCCUUCCUUACGCUCGAACGCUUCGAGGGGAGCAGAGCAAGCUCUUCUUCCCCUCUGCUCCGUCUCCGUUGAGACAAAGGCGUCUUGAUGGGGUGAAGAGAGUCGUGAGAGCUCCGGUGGCGGCGGCGGUCACAGAGAGAGUGGUGAAGGUGGUGGGAGAGAAGGCAGUGACGUUUAAGGUUCGAGCAGCGUUGACGGUGAGGAGGAAGAAAGAGGAGGAUUUCAAAGAGAAAAUCGCAAGCCAGCUCGAUGCCUUCUCGGAUAAGAUUGGCAGGAACGUCGUUUUGGAGCUCGUCAGCACUGAGAUCGAUCCAAGGACACAAAGGCCUAAGAAAAGCAAGAAGGCAGUGCUCAGGGACUGGUUUGAGAAGAAGAAGGUGAAGGGGGAGAGGGUGGUGUACACAGCUGAAUUCAUGGUGGACUCCAGCUUCGGCACGCCGGGAGCCAUCACGGUGCUGAAUAGGCACCAGCAGGAGUUCUUCUUGGAAAGCAUAGUCGUCGAGGGCUUCGCCUGCGACCCUGUCCACUUCUCUUCCUACUCAUGGAUCCAACCCACCAAAAUUCACCCCACCAAGAGGGUCUUCUUCAGCAACAAGCCAUAUCUGCCAUCAGAGACACCUCCUGGCCUGAGGGAAUUCAGGGAAAGUGAAUUGAAGGAGCUAAGGGGCGACGGGACCGGCGAGAGGAAGCUCACCGACAAAAUUUACGACUACGAUACGUAUAAUGACUUGGGCAACCCUGAUAAGGGAUUCGAGUAUGCGAGGCCGGUCCUCGGAGGAGAAGAAAUGCCAUAUCCAAGGAGAUGUAGAACAGGGAGGCCUCCAACCAAUACAGAUAUGCACGCCGAGAGCAGAGUGGAGUAUCCAACGCCAAUAUAUGUGCCUCGUGAUGAAGCAUUUGAGGAGGGGAAGCAAGAGAUGUUGUCCGAAGGUGCGCUGAAAGCAUUGCUCCACAACCUCGUGCCAUCCUUGGUCGCGUCCAUUUCUCCGGAGAGCCAUGACUUCAAGGCCUUCCACGACAUCGACAACCUCUUCAAAGAGGGCCUUCGCUUGAAGAAGACCUUACAGGACCAACUUUUCCAUAAGAUUCCAUUUGUGAGCAAGAUUGAAGAGUCGAGCGAGGCCCUACUCCGAUUUGACACCCCAGCCAUCAUAUCAAAGGACAAGUUUGCGUGGCUGCGCGACGACGAGUUCGCUCGGCAAGCACUCGCUGGCAUCAACCCCGUCAACGUAGAGCGGCUUCAGGUAUUCCCUCCUGUUAGCAAGCUCGAUCCGGCCAUGUAUGGUCCUCCUGAAUCUGCCAUCAAAGAGGAACACAUUAUUGGCCAUCUCAAUGGCAUGUCAGUCCAACAGGCAUUGGAGGAGAACAAGCUCUUCAUCUUGGAUUUCCAUGAUGUUUACCUCCCAUUUCUUGACCGGAUCAAUGCGCAGGAUGGAAGGAAAGCCUAUGGUACAAGAACUCUUUUUUUCCUCAGUCCACUUGGGACUUUAAAGCCAAUAGCCAUUGAGCUCAGUCUCCCACCAGCAACCCCUGGUUGUUCAAGGGCGAAACGUGUCUUCACACCACCCACUGAGGCCACCAGCAACUGGCUCUGGCAACUCGCCAAGGCCCACGUCUGCUCCAAUGAUGCUGGGGUCCACCAACUUGUCAACCAUUGGUUGAGGACACAUGCAUGCAUGGAGCCCUUCAUAAUAGCAGCGCAUCGACAACUAAGUGCCAUGCAUCCCAUCUUCAAGCUGCUCAAGCCUCACAUGCGUUACACACUAGAGAUCAAUGCUCUUGCUCGGCAAAUCCUCAUCAGUGGUGGUGGAGUCAUCGAGUCCGGCUUCACCCCUGGAUCGUGCUGCAUGGAAAUGAGUGCCUCGUUCUAUAAAAACCAUUGGCGUUUCGACCAAGAGGGCCUCCCUGCUGAUCUCAUCAGAAGAGGCAUGGCCAUAGAGGACCCUAGCCAACCCCAUGGGCUAAAGCUUCUCGUGGAGGACUACCCCUACGCCAACGAUGGCCUCCUCAUUUGGUCCGCCCUCCAGACCUGGGUCCGGACCUACGUCCAGGCCUACUACCCGAACCCCCACGUCGUCCAAGCCGACACCGAGCUCCAAGCCUGGUACGCCGAAGCCGUCCGCGUGGGCCACGCCGACAAGAGCGGCGCCGACUGGUGGCCCCGGCUCGGCUCCCCCGCCGACCUUGCCUCCCUCCUCACUACCCUCCUCUGGCUCGCGUCGGCUCAGCACGCCGCGCUCAACUUCGGCCAGUAUCCGCUCGGCGGCUACAUCCCGAACCGGCCGCCUCUCAUGCGCCGGCUCGUCCCCGCCGAGGGCGACCCCGAGUACGACAACUUCCUCGCAGAUCCACACCGAUUUUUCCUCUCCGCGCUGCCGAGUUUGACCCAGGCGACGACAUUCAUGACGGUGAUCGACACGCUCUCGACGCACUCGGCGGACGAGGAGUACCUCGGGGAGCGCCGGGAUUCGUACACGUGGACGGGGGACGCCGAGAUGGUGGACGCGUGGCACGCGUUCGCCGCGGAGGUGAGGCGCGCCGAGGAGGAGAUCGCGAGGAGGAACGCUGACCCGGCGAGGAGGAACCGCUGCGGCGCCGGGGUUUUGCCGUAUGAGUUGCUGGCGCCCAGUUCGCCCCCUGGGAUCACGUGCAGGGGAGUGCCCAACAGCGUCUCCAUUUGAGCUGAGCGCUUCUCCUUCUUUUAAUUAACUUGAUAAAUGGCUCCAAUUCUUUUUCCUUUUUUAAUGACAAGGAAGGAGAGCUUUUGGGCCAUUUCUGUGUAUCGUAUUGCGGUGUAAAUAUGCAAUAAGACUACUUGUAUAAUGGAAGAGCCAAGAGAGAUGUUAUUAUAGCAAUGUAAUUAGUUGUGGGCAAGAUGAUGACUACAUUAGUCAGUCAUUAAUUACAAAAUACAUUUUAUCCCAAAAAAUUAUGUGCA